GAUUUGCAAGUCGCGUCUUUAUUUGGUGGGCAGCGUGUUAUCGGCGCUGAUCGUAGGCGCGCUGGUGGCUGUGCUGGUGCUGCAGCCGUGGGCCAGCGACGACCACCCGCGCUACCCGCGCGCCACCGUCGCCGCCAAUGGAUACGAGUGCGCUUCUAUUGGACGCCAAAUCCUGGAAAAGGAUGGUUCCGCGGUAGACGCGGCGAUAGCGACAUUGUUCUGCGAGGGCGUCGCGUGCGCACAAUGUAUGGGGCUCGGCGGCGGGUUCCUGGCGACGGUGUACGACGCGCCGACGGGCCGGGUGCGCGUCGUGAACGCUCGCGAGCGCGCGCCGGCGGCCACCCACGAGGAUCAGUUCGCGAACGCAUCGUCUACCGUAGGCGGGUUAGCCAUCGCCGUACCGGGCGAACUCCGGGGUUACGGGGAGCUGUAUCGGGCGUACGGACGCCUGCCGUGGGCGGAGCUGGUGCGGCCUACCGCCGACCUGUGCCGGCGCGGCCACCGCGUCAACUCCUACAUGGGCCGCGUGCUGCACUCCUACAGCGACAGAAUCAAGGCCGAACCGUCCAUGAGAUUACUUUCUAGGGUCGAAUGGCAAGAGCCAAUCGCGGUGCCGGUGUCGAGCGAGCACACGCUAUACUCCGUCCCGCUGCCCGGCUCGGGGUCGGUGCUGGCCUUCAUCCUCAACAUGCUGCGCGACUGGGUGGGCGCCGGCACCGCCGCGCCCGAGGGCUCCACCCUCUACUGGCACCGCAUCAUCGAAACCUUCAAGUACGCGUACGCAAAGCGAACCGGCCUCGGCGACGCUUCACGCUCUGAUUUGGCUAAGAGGAUCACGCAGUUGGAGCGCAACCUAUCAGACCCGGCGUGGGCGCGCAGCUACCGCGACCUAGUGGACGAUGCGCGCACAUUCCCCGACUGGCAGCACUACGGCGCGUCGUUCGAGGGCGCCGACGACCACGGCACAGCUCACAUCGUCGUCGUCGCGCCCGAUGGCAGCGUCGUGUCUGCUACCAGCACUAUCAACUACAUGUGCACGGUUGCGUAUUUCCCGACUGGCAGCACUACGGCGCGUCGUUUGAAGGCGCCGACGACCACGGCGCACAUCGUCGUCGUCGCGCCCGACGGCAGCGUCGUGCACGGCACUUGCAUGUUCCCCGACUGGCAGCACUACGACGCGUCGUUCGAGGGCGCCGACGACCACGGCACAGCGCACAUCGUCGUCGUCGCGCCCGACGGCAGCGUCGUGUCCGCUACCAGCACUAUCAACUACAUUUGGGGUUCUCAACGGCGGUCCCGCUCCCUCGGCAUCAUGCUGAACAACGAGAUGGAUGACUUCGCUAUCCCCAAUCGCGAGUCAGCGUACGGUCUGCCGCCGUCGCCCGCCAACCUCCUGGCUCCUGGCCUACAACCGCUCAGCUCCAUGACGCCCAGUAUCGUUCUCAAGAACAACCGCACAUUGGCAUUGGUUGUUGGAGCCGCCGGUGGAACUAAAAUAACUACUCAAGUGUCGCUGAUAGUGAGACAUGUGAUCAACGAAGGCGGAUCCUUCAAACAUGCCGUAAUGCGUCCACGACUUCACCACCAGUUGAUUCCUAUGGAAGUGGAAUACGAAGCUGAUUUCGAUGCGUCAAUAAUAUCGGCCCUCCGCGCGCGAGGUCACGCUACCACAGAGCUGGGCUCCACGGCUGGCUUCGCGGCCGUCAUAGGCGCUGUGAGGGACCCCGAUGGAUACCUCAGCCCGCAAACCGACCGCCGCCGAAUAGGCAGCAUGGACGGAUUUUAAUGACAUAAAACGUAUUAGAAAAUCUCUGGAUAAAGGGUCCAUUUGACAUGAUAGGUGAAAGUUGCAUUGAAAUGCGACACGGGAGAAGUUUGAGUUCAAAUUGUGACGAAUGUUUCAAAUGAAACGGUUUAGUUUAACUUAAGGGGUCGCACUACCAGCAAUAAGUUAGCAAGACAUAGAUAAACAAUAGUUUAACGUCCUCAUAAAUUCAGUGCUUCUUUAAAUCGGCUGUCUUGUCCCCAUAAAAAAGUAUUUUUUGUUAAUGUAAUCGUCAAUAAAGUACUUUUCUUGUGUUAUUAUCGAAGUAAUUAAUGGCGAUUAUUUCAAGGACCCGACGUAUUUGUGCUCAAAACGUAGGUAAUUUUUAGGAUUAAAUUAUGCACUUCGUGCUUGUGGGUACUGUGUACUUACAUUUUUUUUUAAUUCAACAACUUACUAACAGUUUUUUAUUUUAUUUAUUUUAAUGAACUUCCUAUAGUCACAGAAAUGUGAAGUACUAUAAA
Messenger RNA from Ostrinia furnacalis (Asian corn borer), 2289 nucleotides. Its product is annotated as glutathione hydrolase 1 proenzyme. Gene Ontology annotation, cellular component: plasma membrane. Gene Ontology annotation, biological process: glutathione catabolic process. The coding region runs from base 248 to 1786 and encodes 512 amino acids. The record is from RefSeq and is a predicted model, not a curated record. Lineage: Eukaryota; Metazoa; Arthropoda; Insecta; Lepidoptera; Crambidae. Gene Ontology annotation, molecular function: glutathione gamma-glutamate hydrolase. The transcript has 10 exons.